GAGCGGACGGCAGUGUCGAGUAUAAAUAUACCAUCUCGUCGUCAAGUUUCAUAUUGGUAAUUUAUUUACCCCGGUAGUGCGGUUGCCUCGUCGACUUCGAUUAACUAUAUAUUUUUUUUCGCGACAAGUGUUUUCACGUGCGGUCGUGAGCUGCGUGAGUGCGAUAGUAUGCGCAAUUCUGUAUUUUACAGUGCAACUUUGCUAAACGUCCCGAUCCAGGAUUCAUGACUUUGGAGAUGUCUCGUUCAAAAUCGGCACGAGCGUAAAAGGAUUGGUGCGUUCUUCUUUUUUCUCUCUUUGUUAGAGAAGUGACGAACAGUGCGCUCGGCGAUCAUUCGACUUUUCUGCUUCUCGAGACGAGGUUUCUACCGCUCAAAGAACACUUCUGUCAAGCUCAAGUUAAUUUAAUGCUGACAGGUGAUUCGAGCAUUCGCUAUGCCACGUAGGAAACAUCCAAGACAUCGUCCCAUAGGGGAGGAUACUAGAAUCGCGGUGAACUUAACUCUAAAGAAACUUCUGGACACUCCAGAUCAAAAGGAAUUAGAGUUUCCUUCUUCGUACACAGCGGAGGAGAGAGCAUAUAUUCAUGAAUUGGCCAGAGGUCUUGGUUUAAAAUCAAAAAGCCGAGGGAAGGGUAUGAAUCGAUUUCUGACUGUGUACAAAAGAGAAGGUUCGACGAUAGUUCAAGCUGACGCUGUGAUAAAAUUACAAAAUGCUUCGAAGCAGAGCAUAUACAAUUUGUCACAUACUUUUCCAUUGAACCAAAAGGAAUAUCAAGAUUUACUUCCUCCAAUUGAAAGGGAACGUCCUCUCAGUACCGAUGUAAAUACAAAUACCAAAGCGAUGGGCAGAUUGAACAGCAGCAUACCCCAAGUACCUCAGUUGAAGACCAAUUUCGAUGUGCUGCACUUCCGCAAAUCCCUGCCGAUUUUUAACUCCAGGGAAGAGAUACUCGCUGCACUGAACAACUAUCAAGUGGUCAUAAUCGCCGGUGAGACCGGAUGUGGAAAGACCACUCAGGUGCCGCAAUAUAUCCUGGAGCAUUGUCAGCAGAAGCAUCAAGCUUGCAGGAUCAUUUGCACGCAACCCAGACGCCUGUCGGCGGUGUCCGUGGCCGAGAGAGUAGCGUUUGAGAGGGACGAGAAGAUCGGCCAGACAUUCGGAUACCAGAUAAGACUGGAGAGCCGAGUAGCGCCGAAAACCCUCCUGACGUAUUGCACGAACGGAGUGUUGCUUCGUACUCUAAUGGGCGGCGAUUCCGCCUUGUCCACGCUCACGCACAUUAUCGUCGACGAGGUGCACGAACGCGACAGAUUUUGCGACUUCCUUAUGAUAGCUUUGAAGGAUGCGCUGGUGAAAUAUCGUUCCCUCAAACUGAUACUCAUGAGCGCCACGAUGGACACCAGUAUCUUCGUGAAGUACUUCAAUAAGUGCACCGUGAUCAACGUGCCCGGUCGCUCGUACGACGUAGACGUAUACUUCCUGGAGGACAUUUUGAAGAUGACGAAUUACAUGACGAAGGAAAUGCUGGCGAUGAAGAAGGAGUUCUUCAAGCUGAAGGAUCAGCGGAAGGUUCUGGAAUCUUGGACGCAGUACAAGCCCCAACAUUCCAGUAGAAACGCCACGAAGGAGAAGUGUCUACUGCCGGCGCCGAUUCUGGCCCAACAGAGUGAUCCUAUACCGGAGAGAGUCAAGCUGGAGCCUUGGCUGAUGGAAGAAAUGGACAAGAGUGUUUCCGACGCGUGGUUGCACGGCGGGGAGGAUAAUUUUGCGCAGCUUUUGCACUUCAUACUGUCGGAAAAUGUCUCGGUGGACUAUCAGCACUCGAAGACUUCGGUGACGCCACUGAUGGUCGCCGCCGGUAGAGGCUGCAUCAACACCACCGAGCAGCUUUUAAAUCUAGGCGCGAAUCUCAAUCUAAGGGCCGGCAACGAAUGGACCGCGUUGGACUGGGCGAAGAAGAUGAAUCAGACCGAGUGCGCCGAGCUGAUCGAGGCUUAUAUGAAAACCUACGACUGCGUGGUGUCGAAUGACGAGUUGGUCCGCGUUGCGGAGACGUCGCUCGCCGAAGAGGACAAGAUACUGCUCGACAUAUAUCAUCAUACGUUCAACGACGACAAUAUCGAUUACAAUCUACUGUUGGAAUUAAUCUUCCACGUUCACUUGAAGAUGCAACCCGGCUCUAUCUUGAUAUUCUUACCGGGGUAUGACGACAUCGUCAUAAUGAGGGAGAAGAUAAAUGCAGAGGAGAAGAAGAUGAGUCAAAACUCACGUUACAAUCUAUACGUGCUUCACUCGAACAUGCAGACCUGCGACCAGAAGAAGGUGUUCAAGUCCAGUCCGCACGGCACCCGGAAGAUCAUCCUUUCCACGAAUAUAGCGGAGACCAGCAUCACGAUCGACGACGUUGUUUACGUCAUCGACUCGGGGAAGGUCAAGGAGAAGUCUUUCGAUGCUAUAUCGGGCGUGUGCACGUUGACCUCGAACUGGAUAUCUCAGGCUUGCGCGAAGCAACGUAAGGGCAGAGCGGGUAGAUGCAAGAGGGGAAUCUGUUACCGUAUGUUCUCGUCAGUGCGACACAACAGUAUGCAGCCUUAUCAGACGCCCGAGAUCCUACGGUUACCGCUGCAAGAGCUGUGCUUGUACACGAAGUACCUGACGCCUGGCAACACGCCCAUAGCCGAGUUCCUGGACAGAGCUUUGGAGCCACCGUCCAACAUAGUGACCAGAAACGCGGUUCAACUAUUGAAGACGAUCGACGCGCUGGAUCCUUGGGAGGACUUGACCGAAAUGGGAAGUCAUUUGUUGGACCUGCCGGUCGAGCCGAGGCUCGGGAAAAUGCUCUUGUACGCAGUGGUCCUGAAAUGCCUGGAUCCCAUUUUAACCAUCGUCUGCAGUCUGGCGUACAAGGACCCUUUCAUACUGCCGUCGCAGCCGUCGCAGAAGAGAGCCUUGACCGCGGCGCGAAAGAAAUUCGCCACCGGGACGUAUUCGGAUCACAUGGUGGUGUUGCGAGCGUUCCAAGGUUGGCAGAACGCCCGUGCGUCCGGCAAAGAGCGUGCCUUUUGCGAGAAGAAUUUCAUUUCCGCCCCUGUGAUGGAAAUGGUAGUCGGAAUGCGUACGCAACUUCUCGGCCAGCUGCGCGCCUCCGGCUUCGUCCGAGCGAGGAGUCCCAGCGACAUUCGGGACUUGAAUUCCAACUCGGAAAAUUGGGCGGUCGUGAAAGCGGCGCUGACCGCUGGAUUAUAUCCCAACUUGAUCCGAGUCGAUCGUGAUCAUUUGCAGCUACGAACGCAAAAAGAGGUCAAGGUAUUCUUCCAUCCCUCUUCGACGUUGAGGGAUUUCCCCAAGUCUCCGAGAAUGACGUCCGCUCAAACACACGCGGCUAACGUGCAGGCCUUACCGUGCGAUUGGCUGCUCUAUGAAGAGAUGAGCCGUACGGGGCGUUUUUGCCAUGUGAAAUUCGUUACGCUUGUAAAUCCACUAACGGUAGCGCUCUUUAGCGGACCGGCUAGACUACCAAUGGACGUACUUCAUGAAGCCGAAGCCGUGUGGGAGAGCGAUUCGGACUCGGAGGUGGACGAGUCGCACGAAGGGACUAUUUUCAAGCUUGAUGACUGGGUAGUCUUUAAACUCGAUCCUGAGACGGCCGAUCUGUUCUUACAAUUGCGACAGAAGUGGAAUGCUCUGUUCCUCAGGCGUAUGAAGGCUCCAAACAAAGCUAUGUCGGCGUUAGACGAGAAGGUCAUCAAUACCUUGGUGACUGUGCUUACGAACGAGGAGCAAGCCUGUGGCCUCCAGCAGCCUACUGGCAUCGGCCAACGGCCACGUCCAUUAAUUGUCGACUAUUAUCCUGCGAAUGUCAGGAGAGACGAUUAUCCAGAGAGAUACUUUUAAAAAGUUGGAAGAGGAAUUAUCGUAUGUCACGUACGAUCUGCCAAGCGCGCUACCACGACACGACACUAAUUUCAACGGCUAACCGCUGUAUGUAAAUGUUAUUCUGUAUUUCUAAACAACUUUUGUUAUUGAUAGCAAAUAUAUAAUAAACAUACGAUGUGUACGUGUACGUAUUGAGUGUAGGACUGCUUCAUGAAUAUUGCAUUCUGAUUUUCAGUAUUAAAAAAGACUGUGUUACAAUAAUAGCUUCACAAGUAAUACUCAUUAAUAUUCUAGGUGAAGUAUAUUAAAAUAGGGACAGUUAUUUAUUUGUUUACUACGAAAAUUACUUUUUCACUUAUUGGGAUGUGAUAUUUAUUAUUGUUUUUAGUGACUGGAGAAUAGAAAUAAUUAUACAUAUGUGUAAUAUUUAUUUUAUUUUGCCUCAGCUUACAUGCCAAGAACUCAGAUAACAUUAAGACGUCCUAAAAAAUGUUGUAAAGAGGUCUGUUAGACAAUAAGACGUUCAAAGAACGUCUUUGAGGCGUCUUUUAGACAUACGUGUUGCAUAGAAGAGAAUUUGGUUAAUUUUUUUCCUUAACCAAACGCAUCCAUUCACAUCUUGGCUAUUUGAAAUCUGAUACGUAAGUAUCACAACAAAAUAGCUUAUCUCAUUAUUUCUAUUUUAUCUUUCACAGCCUUUUAUAUCUAAUAAUUUAUCCUUAUCUACUCUCAACUAUUUCCUACUUAAUUUUUGCAUUAAACCUAAACAGUUUACACUUACUCUUUACAUUUCUAUUUCUAUUUUCCACUUAUUUUUCUUUUGCUAUAUCCUUAGAUUUAUCUGUUAUCUGAAUAAUUAAAUAUUCAAAUAAUGUUAGUAGAUCCGAAUGAACCUUGAAGUAUUAGAUAUUAAGUAGAUGUAACUUACGUUUCGCAUAUAAUACACAUGCUAUAUUAAAUACUAAAUAGUUAAUAUAAGGUAUUAUUAACUAUUAUAUGUAUAUGACAGCUAUAUAUCUGCAUACACACAUUGUUAUGUGUAUGAAGAUAAUUUGUUUGAAAAAUACACUAAAUCAGUGAUUUGUUAUUCAUUUGUAUCAUAUGUAUGAGCGAAUUUACAUGAAAUUACUGGCGGCAAUUUGCUUAUUUGUUUUUAUAUUUAUUUUUAUCAAUUAAUUUCGGCUCAUGUGUGAUGUUUUCGAAACAUUAGUAGAUCUUAGUAUUCUGGAAAGGGUUCUUCGUGAAAUCUGCGGAACACUAAUAAGACUUGGUUUUAAUUUUAAGUUGCAAGUUUGAUAACCAUAUUACACACGACGUUUUAUUUCCUGAAAAUAUUACAAAAUAAACAUAAUAGCACGAUACAAUUAGACAUACAAUACAGACAUAUUACUAAUGGACUUUAUACGAAUUCAUACUGUGUGAGUAACAUAAAGGAAAUGAUAUGAUAAAAUAUAGCGGAGAGAAAAGGGAUAUAUAAUUAAAGUAAUUUGUCUGCGCGUUUUUGUAACACACGUCUGAAUUCGCAAGCGAUUAUCCCAUUGGACUUUGAUUCCUGUAAAAUUAAUACCACACAUCAGAAUACGCUAAGCAAUACAUGUAAGCAUAAGUGUCAUGUAAAAUUAAUGCUGUCAUAAAUAAGACGAACUCCGUCCGAGACAUCGAUGUAAUAGCAUUGUAGUAGCAUGACCUACUUCUAGGUAAUAACCGUUGUUCGGUCAUGUUAUCGAAGAUUAAAAGUUCGUCGGAUCUAUCAUUGUAUCGCAAUAAUUGAAAAUAAAAAUAUUUUGUUUGCUA
Dinoponera quadriceps is the source of this 5673-nucleotide messenger RNA. RefSeq names its product probable ATP-dependent RNA helicase YTHDC2. Bases 436 to 3897 code for a protein of 1153 amino acids. The record is from RefSeq and is a predicted model, not a curated record. Gene Ontology annotation, molecular function: protein binding; RNA binding; ATP binding. NCBI's taxonomy places the organism in Eukaryota, Metazoa, Arthropoda, Insecta, Hymenoptera, Formicidae. Gene Ontology annotation, cellular component: intracellular anatomical structure. The transcript is spliced from 8 exons.